Molecule: messenger RNA, 1368 nt
Organism: Heterostelium album PN500
Lineage: Eukaryota; Evosea; Eumycetozoa; Acytosteliales; Acytosteliaceae
Exons: 3
Coding region: 1-1368 (455 amino acids)
Biological process (GO): endocytic recycling; exocytosis; Arp2/3 complex-mediated actin nucleation
Cellular component (GO): early endosome; WASH complex; recycling endosome
Molecular function (GO): alpha-tubulin binding; gamma-tubulin binding; actin binding
Source: RefSeq, a predicted model, not a curated record
AUGUCAUCUGCACAAAUCUAUCAGGUACCUGUUGUUGCCAAUGGUUUGAGAGAACCAGAGUCAAUUCUUCAGAUCGUAGAUGCUCUAGAUAAAUUGGAUAAGGUUUUCAAUGAUGUCUAUACUUCGAUUAGUGCACGUGUCACAAGAGAACGUUCAAGAAUCGAAAACGUUUCAAAUAGAUUAGAUAAUGCACAAUUUAGAGUAAAUCAAAUCGUUGGAAGUAAGAGUGCAAUCACUGUUUUCAGUUCUGCAAAGUAUCCCGCCAAUAAACAAUGGAUCGAUUAUUCACCGUUAUACACAGAUAAAGCACGUUCACCAUAUAAACCAUCUCAUUAUAAUCUGCAUGAUGUUACAACUAAACCACAAGAUACAUAUUUAGAAGUAAACGAUUUAGUUUUCAUUGAAAAGAGUAUUGAUGCUGCAUCGAAAGAGAUUUCUGUAAAGGAAGGUUUGGGUCUGUUACCACACCACAUUCCAUCGGUUUCCAACUUGUUGUUGUUCAACACUCAGGAGAAUCCAUACAAGAAAUACUCGAAUACUCUUGACAAUCUCUCCGGUAAGGAUGGAGAUCAGUUGCAAGUACUCGGUGAGAAGAAGGCAUUGCAUGCCGCACCUCACACCGUCGAGAAGGGUGACGUCUUGCCACAGGCCGACAGCAUGAAGGUCAACUAUCAACCAACGAUCAACCCAAUCGAUUUACCAAGCUACAACUUCCCAUCGGCACUACCACUGCCAAAUGUCGCUCAGAAUAUCACAUGGGCUGCCGAGCAGCUCGUUGGUAUCGCGCCGUCCAACCAGGUCGUCGCCGCCAACAUGCCAAUCUUUGACGGUUCCGCACCGGUUACCGCUGAUCCCAACGCUGCAACUGGCGGCGUUCCAUCGUCUGCUCCUCCACCCCCACCUCCAUCCGGCUCUGCACCACCUCCACCACCCCCCCCACAAGCUUUCAACACCAACGCACCACCACCUCCACCACCACCCGCUUUCAACAAUAGUGCUCCACCACCUCCACCACCUCCAGCCAGUCGUCCACCACCACCAUCGGCUGACGACGACGAUGAUGACGAUGACCAUGCUGGCGGUAACUCUGACGGUUCGGCAAUUGGUAAUCUUCUCGCUGACAUUCGUAAGGGUCACAAGAAUCGUUUGAAGAAGAUCGAAGAGAAAGGAUCGGACGACGAAGACGACGAACGUCCAGCUCCAACCAAACAAAAGGCAUCGACAGGUGAUGUCAUGUCCGAUCUCUUCCUUGCUCUCCAACGUAGACGUUCAAGUAUUGCAUCAACCAAAAAGAAAGCACCAGCAUCAAAGAAACAACAUGACUCUGAUGACGAUGAAGAUGGAUCAUCAGGUUCCGAAUGGGAAUAA